AUGGCCACUCUAUAUCUACCUGAUGUUCGUCAGGCCAUAUCUCAAUUGGCAACUGGAACACAUGCGGAUGGUGAUCAAGUCGCGUCUUAUUUGCAAGACUGGUUCGCAAGUCUCAAGAGGAUGUCACCAGGGAAAUGGAAUGAAGUCCGUACCUUCUACUUAACCGCCGCCAUGUGCUACCCAGUUGGAGACAAGGAGCGGUUGAGCACCAUCUCCGAAUGGAUCGUAAUACUCUUCGCAUGGGAUGAUCUGUUUGAUGUCCCAGAGGACAACCUCAUGGACGAUGCACGUGGUGCAAAGGCGAUCAACAAUGUAGUUCUAUCCAUAUUCGAUACUCCUGAAACGUCAGAGACACAGGCGGAGUUGACCGUCGUUGCAAAAUUUCGUGCAUUCUGGGCUCGUUUCCGUACCACAUCGACCCCGACUAUGCAAAAGCGUUUUGUAGACGCUGUCCGUCGAUACGCCCGGGGCACAGAGAAAUUAGUGCACAAUCGAGAGCAGUGGCGAGUUCCCAGCAUGGAGGAAUUUGUUGCAAUGCGGCGAGCGACUUCAGCAGUUGAGCCAGCCCUUGCUGGUGUCGAGUAUACUCUCGAGAUAGAAGUCCCCAACGAAGCAUUCUAUCAUGCAGCAGUGCAAGAACUCCGGGACACUAUCAAUGAUAUAGCGUCAUGGACGAACGACUACCAAAAUCUUGUCGCGGUUGUCGCUGUAGAGAAGAAACUUGACGUGCAGUCGGCCAUUCAAUUUGUAUUCGUCAUGAUCCAGUCCGCCAUCGACCACUACUUCGAAGCCCGAAAACGCGUGCCAAAGUUCGAUCCAAAGACCGAUGAUCUUGUCUCGCGAUACAUUCGUGGCAUUGAAUGUUUUUGCAGCGGUAGUAUACUCUGGCACUUCGAGGUCGACCGGUACUUCGGCUCCAAGUCCGGCGAAGUCGAGGACAGAUUGGCAGUCAAAAUGCUUCCGAGAGAAAAGAACGCGCCCGAGCCUGGAUUUCAGCUGGAGUACAAAACUCCGUCAACCGUUAUCGCUUCUGUUGGAGAUGAAAUGUCUGUGUCCAAGAACAUACCUGAUAUCAAGAGUCGGGCUCUCUUGUAG
Messenger RNA from Letharia lupina, 1095 nucleotides. RefSeq lists its product as uncharacterized. The record is from RefSeq and is a predicted model, not a curated record. NCBI's taxonomy places the organism in Eukaryota, Fungi, Ascomycota, Lecanoromycetes, Lecanorales, Parmeliaceae. Bases 1 to 1095 code for a protein of 364 amino acids. The transcript is spliced from 6 exons.